GGGGGCUGCUAGGGGGGCUCGCAGCCCUGCGCGGGCUGUUGAGGAAGGAGCGUCGGACCCGGCCGGGCUGCUGGGUGCGCUCCCAGUCCCGCUCUUGGCGCGGCCGGCAGUAGCCGGGAAGGCGGCGGCAGGGAGAGGCGAUCCUGCCAGCCCUGCAGCGGCCGGACCCCUCGUGGGCGGCGCUGGCUGCUGCUAUGUUUCAUUGCAUCCCCCUGUGGCGGUGCAACCGUCAUGUGGAGUCCAUCGAUAAGCGGCACUGCUCGCUGCUCUCGGUGCCCGAGGAGAUCUACCGCUACAGCCGCAGCCUGGAGGAGCUCCUGCUGGACGCCAAUCAGCUCCGCGAGCUGCCCAAGCCCUUUUUCCAGCUUGUAAAAUUACGGAAACUUGGACUCAGUGAUAAUGAAAUUCAACGGCUCCCUCCAGAAAUAGCAAACUUUAUGCAGCUGGUGGAACUUGAUUUGUCUCGAAAUGAGAUUCCUGAAAUUCCAGAAAGCAUCUCCUUUUGCAAAGCACUACAAGUAGCAGACUUCAGUGGGAACCCACUGACCAGGUUGCCUGAAAGCUUUCCUGAAUUACAGAAUCUAACGUGUCUUUCUGUAAAUGACAUCUCACUGCAGGCACUACCUGAAAACAUUGGGAACCUUUUUAACCUGGCCUCCUUGGAACUAAGAGAGAAUCUGCUGACAUACUUACCUGAAUCACUCACCCACCUGCAGAGACUAGAAGAACUUGAUUUAGGAAACAAUGAACUUUAUAACUUGCCAGAAACAAUUGGUGCACUUUUCAGUCUUAAAGAUCUCUGGCUGGAUGGAAACCAGUUAACUGAAAUACCUCAGGAAAUAGGAAAUCUGAAAAACCUGCUAUGUCUGGAUGUCUCUGAAAAUAAAUUGGAAAGACUUCCUGAAGAGAUCAGUGGUCUGACUUCCUUAACAGAUUUGCUCGUUUCUCAGAAUUUACUUGAGGUGCUACCUGAUGGUAUUGGAAAUUUGAAGAAGCUGUCUAUCUUGAAGGUUGAUCAGAACAAACUUGUUCAGUUGACAGAAGCAAUAGGAGACUGUGAAAGCCUUACUGAACUAGUUCUAACCGAAAACCAGCUGCUGAAAUUGCCGAAGAGCAUUGGAAAACUAAAGAAGCUGAACAAUUUGAAUGUCGACAGAAACAAAUUAAUGUCUUUGCCCAAAGAGAUUGGGGGGUGCUGCAGUCUUAAUGUCUUUUCUAUGCGUGACAACAGAUUAUCUCGAAUUCCCUCUGAGAUUUCACAAGCCACUGAACUGCAUGUCCUGGAUGUAGCUGGAAACAGGCUGAUACAUCUUCCUCUGUCGCUGACUUCCUUAAAGCUGAAGGCUUUGUGGUUGUCUGAUAACCAGUCCCAACCUUUGCUGAUGUUCCAGACUGACACAGAUCCUGAAACAGGAGAGAAAAUUUUAACAUGUGUGUUACUUCCUCAAAUGCCUUCUGAGCCCAGUUGCCAAGAUAACCUGCCCCGAUGCGGUGCAUUUGAGAGCUUGGUAAAUGAAAUGUCAGAUGAAACCUGGAAUGAGCGUGCAGUAAACAGAAUCAGUUCAAUCCGCUUUUUAGAAGAUGAAAAAGAUGAAGAGGAUAACGAAAUGAAAACACUUCUAAGGCGAGCCACUCCACAUCCUGGAGAGUUAAAGAACAUGAAAAAGACAGUGGAGAAUUUACGGAAUGAUAUGAAUGCUGCUAAAGGACUGGAUUCAAACAAAAACGAGGUCAAUAAUGCCAUUGACAGAGUGACCACUUCCGUGUAGAGUUUCAUCUCCAGGUUUUACCUCCUGUGUCUUCCCCUGCUGUUGAAAUGUUCCUGUCGUCUUCUGGGAUGUCAUUCAGCCCCCUUUGUUUUUAACCAGAACCUGAUUCAUCAUCUCCUUGUAUGUGGAAGGUGCUGAUCACUGGAAGAAAGUGCCUUAUCUCAGCCAGGCAUUGAACCAAUACUCUCCAAAUCAAUAUUGUACUUCUAAUAGUUUAGUUUGUUUUUAAUAAAUAGAGUACACUACUGUAUAGGUAGUGCCAUAUUUUUGUCUUACAUGUGGGGAAAUAUGAUUUUUCCUAAGUGCUGGGGUAUCUUCUUCCCAGUUGCUAGAUAUGCUGGUGAGAAAUAUAGUUUUAUGUGGAAAAUGGAUACAUUUUUACUCUUUGGCAGCUCAGAUGGUGUAAAUUUUAAAAUUUUGUAUAGGAGUUUCAUAACAAAAUGGUGUAUUUCAUUUUUAAAAAGAAAUUUAUCUUAAUCGGUACAUAUUUUAGUAUUUGUGGAAGAGAACGUGAGUUUCAUGGACAGUUGUAUUCAUUUGUUUGUACUGCCCACUUGUGCCUUAAUGUGUGUUAUAUGUCAGACUAGUCUUAAAAGAAAACAGAAUCCUUGGGCAGAGCAAGAUUAAAACAAUGGUGCCUGUUUGGAAGUGUUCAUUUCAAGCAGUAAUUAACUUUUGGGGUAUUUUACAAAAAAGGAAAACUGAUGUUUAUAUCACAGGAUUCAAAUUUGUGAAGCACAACUGUUUAUUUUAUUGUAUGCUGAGUUGAGAUUAAUGAUCAGACUGCUACUGUUUAUUACACAAUGCACUCACACUUUAACUUAAUCAUAAGGAAACCUCUUGUUUUGGAUGCAAUAAUGGAUUGCAGUCAAUAGAAACUCAUGCUCCCACUUUUAAAGUUGAAUGUGCCAUUUGUAAAAUAAACAGAACAAAAUGCACACUAGACUUUCAGAAGCACAGUAUGGAACUAGUUUUAUGUAUGACACAAGAAGAGUGAUAUUCUUUUAAAGUGCUUUGCAGGUUUUAUAUCUAUAUAUAAAACCCCAAUAAAAUAAAAAUAUGAAAGCUUCAGUAGCUUUUUAUUGUAUCAUUAAAAUUGCUAUGAUAAAUAUUAGAAUUGACUUUAUCUGUACAUUUUAUUUGUGCUACAUCUUAAAUUAGUGAACACUGGCUUUAUUAAGUUAAGUAAACUCUGUUAAACUGAAUGUAAUACUGUGGAAAAGUACCAGUUUUAACAUACUUUGGAGAAAGUAGUCUCUCAAAUGCAGUGCAAGUACAACACGAACAGGUGCAUUGUAAGGUUUCUCACAUUGUCACUGUUAAUGUUCCUGGACUGUGGCAUACAGAUGAGACCAAUUGUCUCCAUAUAUAUUAAAUUCUUGGAAUUUCUGCUGAGACUUGAAACAAUGUUGUCAGUUUUGAUUGUAUCUAUAUUGUGUGUCUGUGUCCACUAGGAACUGGGCCAAGACUGCUAACUUAUUCCAUGUAGACAACUGAAUAGCCUUUAGGUUCAGAACAAAGGUUUAAUAUACCUAAUGGGUUCAGGUGCAAGUCGAUAACUGAAAUGAACAGACUCAAAUUGGAUCAAAAUAAAUGUGUUACUUCAAGUAA
Molecule: messenger RNA, 3380 nt
Organism: Malaclemys terrapin pileata
Lineage: Eukaryota; Metazoa; Chordata; Testudines; Emydidae
Gene: LRRC1
Product: leucine rich repeat containing 1
Exons: 14
Coding region: 195-1769 (524 amino acids)
Biological process (GO): neurotransmitter receptor transport, endosome to postsynaptic membrane; neurotransmitter receptor transport postsynaptic membrane to endosome
Cellular component (GO): adherens junction; postsynaptic membrane; postsynaptic density
Molecular function (GO): protein binding
Source: RefSeq, a predicted model, not a curated record